GCCUUGAUCGAAAAGGACUGGAUUCAAUUUGGUCACAAAUUCAUCGAGCGUUGUGGUCUCCUCUCUUCCGGAGAUCCGCGUGAGGUGUCACCCUCGUUCACACAAUUUCUAGAUUGCCUCCAUCAUUUGAUUGAGGUGUGCCCCACUAAAUUUGAAUACAAUAAUCACUUUCUCUGUUUGCUGCAUGAUCAAGCACACGCUGGGCUCUUCGGCACUUUUAUCUCUUGUUGCCAAAAGGAUCGCAUUGACCUGAGGUCUGUCAUUUACAAGAAAACAUUUCAUACUAACACAAUUUUGCUGUUCCAUUCUUCAUCAUUUAGGCUGAAAGUUAAUGCCUAA
Messenger RNA from Protopolystoma xenopodis, 339 nucleotides. The record is from the annotation of a GenBank genome assembly. Lineage: Eukaryota; Metazoa; Platyhelminthes; Monogenea; Polystomatidea; Polystomatidae.